Molecule: messenger RNA, 606 nt
Organism: Linnemannia hyalina
Lineage: Eukaryota; Fungi; Mortierellomycota; Mortierellomycetes; Mortierellales; Mortierellaceae
Source: the annotation of a GenBank genome assembly
AUGGACACCUGGUGGCUCUUUACCCGAAAGUACAGCCACGAAAUCACCCUGACCGUCGACCAUUCCUACACGGGCAGUAUGAAGUACUCGUCGAAAGAUUUCAACACCCACUGUCAUGACGAUGGAAUUUGGUGUGCGACCCAUGGCGGUCCUAAGAGCCAAGAGAUGGCGAUUUGGUACAAGGGGCACAACUUUCAGUUCCCAACUAUGACAAUUGGUUGCUACGUCGAAGGAUUUAACACAUGCCACGACUCAGUCACUGCCGCCGGAUGGGAGAACGGUGACCUGUGCCUAGAAAUGACCCUAUUGAGGUAUCCUGUCCGGUCUACAUGGUGGCUUUUCACCAGAGAGUACAUCCACUACGUCGACUUGGAGGUCUGGGAAAUCUACCAGGGCAAAAUGAAGUACCAGUCAAAAGACUUCAACACCCACUGCCAUGAGGAUGGAAUCUGGUGUGUCACUCAUGGUGAUCCCAUGAGCCCGGAAGUGACGAUCUGGUACAAAGGAUACAACUAUCAACACAAUACCGUGUCAGAAGGCUGCUGGCCCGGCGACCAGGAUACCUGUGACCAGUAUAAUGAUAUUGUCAAACGCUCGAGGGCAUAG